Messenger RNA from Pseudonaja textilis, 4196 nucleotides. It is a transcript of the gene OSBPL1A, whose product is annotated as oxysterol binding protein like 1A. The record is from RefSeq and is a predicted model, not a curated record. Gene Ontology annotation, molecular function: cholesterol binding; protein binding. NCBI's taxonomy places the organism in Eukaryota, Metazoa, Chordata, Lepidosauria, Squamata, Elapidae. Gene Ontology annotation, cellular component: cytosol; perinuclear endoplasmic reticulum; plasma membrane.
AAAUGGGUCAGAACAGUCAGAGUUAUCUGUAAACCAAGAAUAGCAGUGUUAUAUACACAAAUACUUUUUCUCUCAGUCCAGUUCUUCACUCUGGUAACUUAUUUCUCACUGUUGUGUUUAUGUACUAUAAGAUUUUAAGUUUUUCCAACUGUGCCCUCCUGCUGUUUUGAACUGAUUAUUAGCCAUUUAGAUAAUGGGACUGUAGACUAAAACAUAUGGGGAGCAUUAAAUAGAGAUUCUUCAAGAUCAUAGCCUGGGAAACUUUCCCAAAUGUUUGGAAACAUAGCAGAGCAAGUUUGUAAUAAUAACUCAUUGAUAAAGGAAAAAAUUGGAUGGUACAUGGUACAUAGUUACAAAUUGAAGAUAAAGGGUUAAGAGCUAACAACUUUCAGAGCUCGGUGGUCAUUUUGAAGCAAAUUAAUUAUGCUGCUCAUGAUCCUCCACAAAAGCUAUCCAAGUUAAUUGGUAUAUUCUUAUAGUGAUUGUACAGUUUUAAAUACGUGCUGUGUGUAAUACCUUUAUGUUUGUCUUCAAUCUUAUUUCAUUUGAUUUCAUUGAAAAAGUAUGGUUUAUAUUAUUAGAGCUAUACAAAUUUCUUUCUCCGCUUUCCACACACCAUGCAUAAUUUUAAAUAUGUCUACUACAUUUGUUUAUUUUCUUAAAAAUCGAGACGCUUAUUUUCUUGUUCUAAAUAGUCCCAAAUACUUGCAUUUCCUCAUAGGAAAUUAAUAGUUCAUUGAACAUUUUGGUUGAUUUUCUCAGCUUUUCUUGCUCUAGUAUAUACUUUUUGAGAUAUAGUGAUAAAAUGUACAUAGCCUUAUAAAUUACAGAUUUAAAUAGAGUUGUUUUUCGGUGUGGGGUUAAGCUUAGUUUUAGUGGAUAUGGUUUGAUUUUAAAUUAAUCAUUCAUCAUCGUGUAAUAGAUGCAUGUUCAGCUUUGAUUUUAUUUGAAUAAUUAGGAUGUGGAAAUGAGAAAGCUUGCAUUCACUGCAAAUUGCACUAGUGACCACAUGACAAUGCAGUUUAUAGAGUGAACUCAUUGUGAACCCAGAAAAGCUGGAGUAGGGAAAAUAUGAAUGUAUAUUAUCCUGUUAAAAGCAAAUUAGGGAAAUAUUUGUAUGGGAUUAGCCAGAAUAAUUUAUACAUAAUUGCAAAUAAAUAACAAUAUAUAGUUGCCCAUCUUAAAUACAUUACUCUGGGCAGCAAACAAUCCAUAGGAAAACAGGAUUAAAUCCUCCAUAACCUAUGGAAAUAAGCCAAUACAAAAAAAAAAAAACAGAAAACCAACUUGCUGGUCCUAAUGCCUAGGAGAAAAACAAGUUUAACAGCCUUUGAGAGUCCAACAAAGUUGGAAUCAUUUAAAUUUCAGGGCAGAGGCUGUUCCAUAGAGCAGGCAGCACAGCAGAGAAGGAAGGCACAGUACAUGCUAUAUAAAUAUGUAUGGUAAGGAAUCUGAAACUGGAGCAUGAGCAAGAGAAAAAUAAGAUCUUAUCUGAAGCUCUGGAAACACUAGCCACUGAACACCAUGAAUUAGAGCAAUCGCUAGUCAAAGGGUCACCUCCCCUUAGCAUCCUUAGUGAGGAACAGUUCUAUGAUGCUAUAUCUGAUUCAGAAUCUGAAAAAUCAUUUACUGGAUUUGAAACCGUGACUAGCUUCUCAUUGGAAAACAGCGAGGAUUCUAGUGACACCAUAACAGCUAACAUGUCUGAAGAAAAAUCAAAUAAAAACCGAGAGACUCUAUCAAAUGGCAUAAAAAAACACAGGACAAGCUUGCCCUCUCCAAUGUUUUCAAGAAAUGACUUCAGUAUUUGGAGUAUCUUGAGAAAGUGCAUUGGAAUGGAGCUGUCCAAGAUCACUAUGCCAGUAAUUUUUAAUGAGCCCCUGAGUUUCCUACAGCGACUGACAGAAUACAUGGAGCAUACAUACUUAAUUCAUAAAGCCGGCUUGCUUCCUGACCCAGUUGAAAGAAUGAAGUGUGUAGCUGCUUUUGCUGUCUCAGCUGUAGCCUCUCAGUGGGAACGUACAGGAAAGCCAUUCAAUCCAUUACUUGGAGAGACAUAUGAACUUGUCAGAGAGGAUCUUGGAUUCAGACUCAUUUCGGAACAAGUUAGUCAUCAUCCACCAAUCAGUGCUUUUUAUGCUGAAGGACUGAAUAAUGACUUCAUAUUUCAUGGUUCCAUAUAUCCUAAACUCAAGUUUUGGGGAAAGAGUGUUGAAGCAGAACCAAAGGGAAUAAUAACUCUAAAGCUUCUUGAACACAAUGAGGCAUAUACAUGGACGAAUCCUACAUGCUGUGUACAUAAUAUUAUUGUGGGCAAACUUUGGAUUGAGCAAUAUGGAAAUAUGGAAAUAACCAAUCACAAAACUGGUGAAAAAUGCAUGCUAAACUUCAAGCCCUGUGGCCUUUUUGGAAAAGAACUACACAAAGUUGAAGGCUAUAUUCAAGAUAAAAGCAAAAAGAAACUGUGUGCACUCUAUGGAAAAUGGACUGAGUGUUUGUACAGUGUCGAUCUUGCUACAUUUGAAGCUUACAAAAAGAAUGACAAGAAAAACACAGAAGAGAAGAAAAACAAUAAACAGACAGGCAAUUCUGAUGAGCCGGAUGAGAUGCCCUUGCCAGAAUGUGAGAGUAUGUGUGUGAUCCCUGGAAGUGUGUUGUUAUGGAAAAUAGCUCCAAGGCCUUCAAACUCGACAGAGAUGUACAACUUUACCACCUUUGCUAUGAUGUUGAAUGAAUUGGAUCAGGAAAUGGAAAGUGUUAUUCCUAAAACUGACUGCAGGCUAAGGCCAGAUGUAAGAGCUAUGGAAAAUGGUGAAAUAGAUGUAGCCAGUGAAGAAAAGAAAAGGCUUGAAGAAAAACAAAGAGCUGCUCGUAAAAAUAGGUCCAAGUCAGAGGAAGACUGGAAGACAAGGUGGUUUCAUCAAGGUCCUAAUCCUUACACUGGUGGACAUGACUGGAUUUACUCUGGGAACUACUGGGACAGAAACUACUUCAGUCUGCCAGAUAUUUAUUAAAAUGCAUUGGAAAUUCUGAGCCUAAUACAAGUCUUAAAUCAGUUUUCAGUGCUUUUUUUAUGCCUAUAUUCCUAGAAAAAUAUUAAAAUCUGACAGGUUGCAAUUGAAUAUGGUUCUGGUGCUCCUGUCACAGCGUAGCUCAAGGCUGUUGUUGGGAGUGCUGGGGUUUUUGGCAUUUUCCCUAGAUUGCGAGAUGUAUUUGCACAUAAUCACUGGUGCUUUACUUGGGAGAGACAGGGAGCUACCCAUAUUUGCGAACUAAAGAUCAGUUACAGGUUAAAUGGAAAAUAAAAAUGCCUUUGAGUUUGAUUUUCUCUUUGGUGAAUAAUAAUUAUAGCAGCAUAUAAUGAAAAACAUGGCAUUUUUUCUCAACUCAGUAACAAAUUAACAUCCAUGACUUAUAAUACUCUAUGGCUUAAAGCAUGAGAAGAGCAUGACACUUCGGGGAAGAAUUAGUCAACUUCCUAAAGACAGCAUUCCAUUAAUUAAUAGAAUACAGGAUCAUAGAUAAUUCAUUUAUAAUUUUAUUUUUUACUCUCAGCACCAAGCUACUACUAUUAAUUAAAAUUGGAUUAAUGCAUAAAAUCACUUAGCAAUGUCUUUUCCUAUUUAGUGCAGUGUUUUGAAUUUUUCUUUCAUGUUUUAUUACCAUGCUAUCUUUAAGGAAUUAAGAGCCAUUUAAAUCUUUAAAAAUUUAAUUUGAACUAAAGUAAUUAUAUUUUUAAAAAAGCCUGCAGUGCACUAAUAUAUGAUGUGGGACUAGUGGUUGUCCAAAUAUUGUUGGACUUCAGCCCUGGUAGCAUAUUGAGAGGUCAAGAAUGAUGGGAGCUGUGGCUCAACCCGGGAAGGCCACAGAGUCCAUAUCCGCACACAAAGUGCUCCGCGCUACAUGAGAUUAAGUGGGGACAUUACAAUGAAAAGAAAUGCACCGGGGUCUAUGCUGUGAUAGCAAAUCCUAGAAGGAAGUGUGUACAUUUCAAAAGCAGUUGAGAGACUACUGUACAGAGCAAAUUUACCCCUAUGUUUGGGGUGCUUUAACCUUUAUGAAAUUAUAUAUUUGUACAAUAUGGAGUACAGAACUUCCAGAGAGACUGCUGCUCUUGUAUAAUUUAAUUGUGGUUUGGAAAUAGUGUUAACUGAAUAUUUUAUUGCUAUUAAAUAAAGGCUUUCUCUGUCCUGUGA